UCUGUUUCACAAGCCUUCCCGGAAGUCUUGCGAUGUUGUGCCUCUGAGUUUUGAAACUCUGUGGGACGGUUCGGCUCAACAGAUGUGGGUGGUCUCAUUAAAGUUUUAAAAUUCAAUAUGAAAAUGGCUUCCAUAACGACCAAAGAUCUUUUUGAUGCACAACUCCUGGAAGGUGACUUCAUCACAUCUACUCAUCACAAUGCACAACGUUUGGAAGAUAGAGUUUUCCAACAAAAGACAGAGUUUCUCAGAAAUGCAGAGAAACUUAGAAAACAGAUUGAGAAACUUGAGAAAGAGAAGAUGUUGAAUACACAAAACAGGAAGAAUGGUCUUUCAGAUGGAUUUAGAGUAUUGGAAGAGUUUGAUAAAGGUCUUCAGGAUGAUCGAAAUACUGAGCAAAUGAACGCGCAAAAGCAUCUGAUGAAAAUCCAUAAUGGUGUAAAUAAAUUUCAGAUGCAGCUGACUGACGUGAAGCCUACCCCUGAGUUAAUUGAGAAACUGAAAGAAAUAAUGACAGAAGUUGAAAAUUCAAUCAACAUUUUCAAGGGGGAUCAGCGUCAAAGUUUUGAGGAUCUAUUGAAAGAGGAAAGAACAUGCAGCCAGGAGAUAUGUGCUUUUGAAAAGAAGAUUGAUACUUGGUCUUUGGCUGUAAAAGCAGACCCAAAGUUGCCCACUGCUCCCCCAGGCAAGGUGUUUCUGGCCAAAGCCCUAGAGGAGGACCUCCCACCAGAGGUGACCGCACUAGAGAGGUUCCUACAGCAAACUGGAGGGAAGCAGGGGGCCUGGGACCAGUAUGACCAUCAGAGCUUUCUGAAAGUGUGGACCAAGCACAAUGGCAAACCAGCCUAUAGGAAAGAGGCCUUGCUCUACCUGCCAGGCAAAACCCCAGAAGAUGUUGAACAGCAUGAAGAUUGGUAUCUUGAGCUCCUGUACCUCCAGGAGAAGAAGAAAGAGGCCAUUUACCGGUGGAAGGCUGAGAGACAGCAGGAGAGGGCUGCAAGGCUGCAACACCAGGAUGAGCUGGAGAGCGUUGCCAGGAGGGAGAGGGAGGCGCAGGCUGAGACCCAGCAGCGUAAGGCUGAGGAGGAGAGGAGGGAGGCGGUGGCUCGCCUGGAGGGGUGGAAAAGGCAGCGCAGGCUGCGCCAGGAGCAGGAGGAGGAGCAGAGGCUCACUGAGGAGAUCCUGCAGCGGAGACAAGCCAAGGAGGAGCGCAGGAGACAGCUGGAGGUGAAGCUGGUUCUGGAGGCCCACAUUCGGCAGAAGAAGGAGGAGGAAGAACUUCUGACCAUGCAGAAAGAGGAACAGGAACAGGCUGACAUGGAGGAGAAGAAGAGACUGGCAGGCUACGGCAUCAAACGCUUUCAGGAAAGGGACUUCCAGAAGUUGGAGACAAAAGUACAGGAGAGACAGGAGAAGGAAAAGCAGGAGCUGGAUAGACAAAAGAGACUGGCUAAGCUGAAGGAGAAGGCAGAGGCUCAUAUCAGCAGAGACCCUUCCAGGCUCUGCAAACCCACCAAAGGAUGGGAGGAACGCACCAAAGAGAUUGGACCCUCUGGGGGCGGACCUGUAUUACAGAUGUUUCAUAGGUUGACCAUUGUGUUCUUUGCACUCUCUGGUCUUGAUGUCCUGGAUUCUCUUAAUGUAAUAGACAAGCCCAGCUUGAUUGAAUGGGUCUACUCACUACAAGUCAUUCCUACAGAAGACCAAUCCAAUUUAGGACGUUGUGGGUUUCGAGGGUCAUCACACAUUGGAGUUCCAUACAGCACCUCCAAGGGCCCAGGAGUAUCCCACCCGUAUGACAGUGGCCAUGUGGCCAUGACGUACACUGGCCUGGCCUGCCUGGUCCUACUGGGGGACGACCUGAGUCGUGUCAAUAAGGAGGCCUGUCUGAUGGGCCUGAAAGCCCUGCAGCUGGAGGACGGAAGUUUCUAUGCGGUCCCAGAGGGAAGUGAAAAUGACAUGAGGUUUGUGUACUGCGCAGCAUGCAUCUGCUACAUGCUCGAUGACUGGUCAGGCAUGGACAUCAAGAAGGCCAUCGACUACAUCAGGGGAAGUAUGUCGUAUGACAAUGGCAUUGGCCAGGGGGCUGGAUUGGAAUCGCAUGGUGGGUCCACGUUCUGUGCCAUUGCAGCCCUGAGUCUGAUGGGCAAAUUAGAGGAGAUGUUCAGCCAGCGCGAGCUGAACAGGAUACGUCGUUGGUGCAUGAUGAGACAGCAGAACGGCUUCCAAGGCCGCCCCAACAAGCCCGUCGACACGUGCUACUCCUUCUGGGUGGGCGCCACACUGGAGCUCCUAGAUGUCUUUCAGUAUACUAAUUUCGAGAAGAACCGGAACUACAUCUUGUCCACUCAGGACCGUUUGGUGGGCGGCUUCGCUAAGUGGCCAGACAGUCACCCAGACCCACUGCACGCCUACUUCGGGAUCUGUGGCCUGUCUCUGAUAGGAGAGGCCAACCUGCGGCGAGUUCACCCCGCCCUAAACGUGAGCCAGAGGGCCUUUGAGUAUCUGCAGCAUCUGCACCGGACGUGGAGAGGCACCUGCACCUGACGGCCAAACCCCUGUGCCCUGCCCCUGCCUCCAAGCACUACCACAGCCCCUAAGCCAUGCACAGCCCCCCCAACUUACCUUAGCAAUAGAAACGAUAGUGGGUACACAAAGGACACAGUCCCACUGAAAUGGUUGGGAGAGGUGAAUAAAUAAAUGAUCGGGUCCAUCAAUUAUUGAGAGCAAACUGGCGGAGUUGACGCUCAGGCCGGGAGAGAGCUCAUUCUGCUUAGUGUCACAUGAGCCAGAUUCAGUGAUCUGUUUUUGCUUGAUGUGUUGACUUCCCUUCCUCUGAGCCAUGUUCUUUAAAAUACUGAACUUCUAGCUGCUAGAUCAGGGAUGGGCAACUGGGGAUGUGCACCCUUGUUUGUAAGUCCACGGAUCAAUUUCCCAAAAUAUUAUUUUUAAGUAAAAAAUUGUGGAAUUCAGUUGGGGUUUUAACUUAAUGUUGAGGGUUAGAAUAGUAGAAUACACAAGGUCAAAUUUCUACAUUUGGUUGUGCAUCAGAAGUUUUUCCUCUUCUGUCAGUCACUGACGGUCACUGAAUUAGCCCAUGCCAGCUAACAUUUGUAAGAUUGGUAAAUUAGCUGGCUAGACUAUCUAACCUCGUCAAAUUACAGACAGUGGGACCCCUGUUGAUUUUCUUAGUCGUUCUCAAUCCGAUAUCAUAUUCAAAACUGCUAAUAUUUCUCUAUGGCAAAUGAGUAGAAUUGCAAGAAAUGUGUUAAAUUGCUAAGUCUUAUCUCUGCCCCAUGGCAAAAUGUGUAGAAUUGAGUAAAAUGUAACUCUAAAACAAAUUAUCUCCGCUGUCAAUACUGGGGCCUCUAAGAUGUUUUGCUUGAAAAAACAUUUCACUUAGGGCCCCCAAAUGGUUAGGGCCAGCUCUGACUACAUGUUGAGGUAUGGAAGUAUGUAUGCAGACCCGCGAGCCACUGCAGCCCUUCAUGAUGAGUUCAGAUUAUUUGUGGAACCCCCCUCAUCAAAGUUGCCCAUCCCUGAGCUUGAUUCACUAGGUUUGUAUUCUCAAAAGAUCUCAGAACAUUUGAAUUCAUUUUACUGACUUUUUGCCUCUAAUUGUGUGUUCUUUGGUCAAAAUGUUCUUGUCGAAAACCAACAUGGUCGCUACACCAAUCAAGCCUCUUGUAUUUAUCCAGGAUCAGUGUGUUUUUAGCAUCUGUAUUUUGUUAACCUGUGUAGGUGGCUCCAGAUAUAUUAACCGGUGUAGGUGGCUCCAGACAUAUUUUCGGGUUAUGGCAGUGUGCUGUGCUCCUCAAGGCUGCCAAGUUCCUCAGACUUAAUUCCCUUCUCUGAAAUGUGCCUCACACAGCAGACUCUGGGCUCUCUAACCUGGGAGGGUCCUUAAUAACUGUAUGGACUUGCCUGUCACUGCAGAUGAGUGUUAUUGAGUCAAAAUACACAUGAAUGUUUGCCUCGACAUGAACAACUAUAUAGAAAUAAGUGAAAUUGAAUUUAUUUUUUCUAUACUUUAUAGAAAUAUUGAGUGUAGAUAAUAUAUAAAUAUCAAUGUCAUGUCUAUCAUGCAAGUGCUCAAAAUCUAAUCGUUGCUAUUUCAGUGAGAUAGGAGGAUUUGAUAUGCAAUGUUGAUAUGUGAAAUAAUUAAUAGCAUAUUGUCUUUAUCAUGUCAAAUCAACUAAACAUGUGCUAAAACUGGCUUGGCAGUGCAUAUUUAUGUGAAAUGAAUAAAAAUGCCUAACUUUU
Messenger RNA from Oncorhynchus keta (chum salmon), 4263 nucleotides. RefSeq names its product protein geranylgeranyltransferase type I, beta subunit (gene pggt1b). The coding region runs from base 118 to 2547 and encodes 809 amino acids. Lineage: Eukaryota; Metazoa; Chordata; Actinopteri; Salmoniformes; Salmonidae. Gene Ontology annotation, cellular component: CAAX-protein geranylgeranyltransferase complex. Gene Ontology annotation, molecular function: CAAX-protein geranylgeranyltransferase activity. The record is from RefSeq and is a predicted model, not a curated record. The transcript has 17 exons. Gene Ontology annotation, biological process: protein geranylgeranylation.